GGUGUGUCAGUAAGUGUACUGUUGUUAUGACAACUUUGUGUGCUUUGCAUGCAAUAAAUGCAACGAAUAUUUGCAACUUUAGACUCAAAGCGCUGUUGUGUUGUGUUGUGUAGUGUUAUGUCUAUUGAUUUGUUCAGUGACUCAGAGACUCACAACUAUAACACUCUCACUGAAUGGCAUUCACUAAAUGUAUGGCCAAUGAGUACAACACUGACUGACAGACUGUACCGACACUACAAUCACUACAUUAACACUACAUUACAUUACAACACCUUAUUAUUGGUGCAAUCAUUUGAAUCAAUGCUCAAACACAACACAUGCCAUAUACUGGACUAUCAAGUGAUCGGCCGGUGCUGUGUUAGGGUGUGAUUGGUGUCAGAGUGACCAACUGUGGGCAUAGCCUACUCAUUGAUGGCAAACAUACUAAACAUCUCACUCUAUGGUUUGGCCGUAUUUUUGGUGGCCAGUUGGGUGUUCGUUUGGAUCAUGCAUUUGAUGGCUAUCUUCAAUGGGUCUGUCUAUCCAUCUAUUGAUGACAACAAAUGUUUUAUUUAUGUUUAUAUGUAUAGUAAGCGCAAACUGCACAAGAAGUGUGAAGUGAUGGCACAAACAGAGUCAGCACUUCCCGGCAUUUCUAUCAUCAAACCAUUGGUCGGAAUCGAUACCAAUCUGUUCACAAAUCUCGAGUCAUUCUUCACUAUGACUUACCCACAGUUUGAACUAUUAUUUUGUGUUCACGACGAGAAAGAUGCUUCGGUAAUGUUUAUCAAUCGUCUUAUUGAUAAAUAUCCCGAAGUGGAGGCCAAGUUGUUUAUAGGCGGUGCCAAAGUUGGUGUCAAUCCUAAGAUCAAUAAUAUGGAACCGGGAUAUAAAGCCGCUAAGUAUGAACUAAUCCUCAUAUCAGACAGUGGCAUCAGGAUGAAAGAGGAUACACUACUGGAUAUGGUAUCAUCGAUGACAGAUGAAGUGGCAUUAGUACAUCAAAUGCCAUUUGUUUGCGACCGAAAGGGCUUUCCAUCAGUCCUAGAAAAAGUGUACUUCGGUACAGCUCACGCACGCAUUUAUUUAUCAGCAGAUUUCUUAAAAAUCAAUUGUCCCACUGGUAUGUCAGCACUGAUGCGGAAGAAACUUUUGGAUGAUGUCGGAGGUAUUGCAGCAUUUGGACAAUACUUAGCCGAAGACUUCUUUUUUGCCAAAUCUUUCACUGAUCGUGGAUGGAAACUUGCCAUCAGUUCACAGCCCGCGUGGCAAAACUCAUGUACUCCUGAUAUCGAUUCAUUCCAAAACAGAAUUACAAGAUGGGCCAAAUUAAGGAUAGCAAUGAUCCCACACAUGAUAUUAUUGGAGCCAUUAUCUGAGUGUCUAAUGCUGGGAGCUAUAGCCGCGUGGGCCGUUAGCUUUCUAGUACAAUGUGACCCAUUUGCUGUCUACUUAUUUCAUCUUUUAUUAUGGUUUCUAUUGGAUUAUGUAUUACUAUGUAUAGUGCAAAAUGGUGCAUUACCAUUUAGUAAGACCGACUUUGUGGUGGCCUGGAUGCUACGUGAGUGCUGUGCACUUCUACUUUUUAUACGAGCUCUUUGGGAGCCCGACAUCAAGUGGAGAACCGGCACUUUUAAGUUAAAGUGGGGGGGAGUGGCACAUGAAGUUAAAACUAAAUUAUAGCAUUGAUUAUACAAUUAAUGUUAUUGUUUUUGAUGUUAUAAUAAUUUUGUGGUCAAUAUUUGAUCGAAAGAAACUUAUUUUUAAUAAUUUACAACAUAAGUGCCUCACAAAUGUUACCAUAUUUUGUUUUCUAUGUUAUAUACUGUAUUUGAUUACAGUAUAUCUAUUUAUAUGGAUUCUAAUCAUUGGCAGUCUAUUUGACAUUAAUUAUUUAAUUUUAUACAAAUCUCAUCACUCAACUCAACAAAUUAUUUCAAAUCAAUCAACAAGUUAUUGAAAGACAUUAUUUUUAUUUGAUAUUAUUAUUAUUAUUUAAAGCCAUUUCAUUGGUUAAAUGUUAAUUGUUUCAUUGAAAUGAGUGCCCAAAUAUUGAAAAAUUUGUGUGAAAUUAAUGAACCGAUUAAUUGUUUAUCAUAUUUUCAAAUAGACAUCGAAAUUAACUUCAUUUUAAUAUUUGUUUGAUUUAUAAUUAUUUGAUCUAAAAUCAUGAAACAAAAAGAGUCAACAAAACAUAUUUAGCAGUAAUUAUAGGAA
This is a messenger RNA of Oppia nitens, 2196 nucleotides long. It is a transcript of the gene GlcT, whose product is annotated as ceramide glucosyltransferase-B-like. Gene Ontology annotation, cellular component: membrane. Gene Ontology annotation, biological process: glucosylceramide biosynthetic process. The coding region runs from base 412 to 1662 and encodes 416 amino acids. The transcript has 6 exons. NCBI's taxonomy places the organism in Eukaryota, Metazoa, Arthropoda, Arachnida, Sarcoptiformes, Oppiidae. The record is from RefSeq and is a predicted model, not a curated record. Gene Ontology annotation, molecular function: ceramide glucosyltransferase activity.